This is a messenger RNA of Leptidea sinapis, 474 nucleotides long. Its product is annotated as cuticle protein 7-like. The transcript has 4 exons. The record is from RefSeq and is a predicted model, not a curated record. NCBI's taxonomy places the organism in Eukaryota, Metazoa, Arthropoda, Insecta, Lepidoptera, Pieridae. Gene Ontology annotation, cellular component: extracellular matrix. The coding region runs from base 1 to 474 and encodes 157 amino acids.
AUGUUCAGCAAAAUUGUAUCUUUCGGUGCAUUGUUGGCUGCAGUCAACGCUGGCUUGUACGGCCAUGAGCACGGCCACGCCGCUGUCUCCUCCCACAGCGUCGUACAUCACGCUGCGCCAGCGCCGCACUAUGCUGCUCCCGCAUAUGCACCCCUAGCUCAUGCUGCUCCCCUCGCAUAUGCGCCGCUGGCAUAUGCUGCGCCCGCUGCUCACUACGACGGACAUGAUACUUAUGCCCAUCCCAAAUACGAUUACUCUUACUCCGUGGCUGACCCCCACACUGGUGACCACAAGUCCCAGCACGAGAGCCGAGAUGGUGACGCUGUUCAUGGAUACUACUCCCUGGUGCAACCUGAUGGUUCCGUACGCAAGGUUGAAUACACCGCUGACGACCACCACGGAUUCAACGCAGUAGUACAUAACUCAGCCCCAUCAGUACACCCCGUUCAUACUCCAGCUUACCACCACUACUGA